CGGCUUUCCCCGCACCCCCGGGUACAGCUCCAGCCCGACAUGGAGAGUCUGAGCACCAACCUGAAGAAAAAAGCCACGGAGCAGCACUACAGGGCAGAGGUGAUGAUCGCGGGAGAGCAGCUGAGGCUUCGUCUCCAUGAUGGGAAGCUGAUCAAGGACAGACGUUACCACCUCCGAACUUACCCCAACUGCUUCGUGGCAAAGGAGCUGACAGACUGGCUGAUUGACCACAAAGAGGCACCCGACAGGGAGACAGGGAUCCGACUGAUGCAGAAGCUGAUGGAUCACUACAUCAUCCAUCACGUCUGUGAUGAGCACUCAGAUUACAAGGAUGCCAAACUCCUGUACCGCUUCCGCAAGGACGAUGGGACCUUCCCUCUCAGCAAGGAUGUGAAGGUGUUCCUGAGAGGGCAGAGCCUGUAUGAGAAGCUGCUGAACGUGGAAGGUUCAAUCCUGAAGGUGAGGGAGGAGAACGCGGUCAAAUACCAAAGGACUUUCCUGGGCUGUGAACUGAUCGAUUGGCUCCUGCAGGAGGGGGAAGCAGAGAACAGAAAGGAAGCGGUGGAGCUGGGCCGGGCACUGCUGGAACAUGGGAUCAUCCAGCACGUCUCCAACAGGCAUCACUUCUUUGACAGUGACAUCCUCUACCAGUUCUGGAUCAACUUUCGGCGGAGGCGUCGUCUCACGGAGUUACUCAAUGAGAACUCUUCCCGUGCCCUCUCGGAGAGCCCAGACAGCCCCUUCUGUCUUCGCAAGCUCAACCCGGACCCAGGCAACACCAGUUUUCUCUCUGUCCAGCCCAACAAGGAGAUCAAGGUUGCAGUUCGGAGGAGCAGCAUCACUUCCCUUGCUGGAAACUCCAACCCUUACUUCAGCACUACUCCUGCUCUGCUCUUCCCUCCCGUGGCUGAGUGCAACCCCAAAUCAGUGCUAAAGAGACCUGUCAGCAAUGAAGAGCUCCUGUCCCCUGGGGCCCCAUACAUCAAGAAAACUCUGACUAUUGUGGGGGAUGCUGUGGGCUGGGGGUUUGUGGUCCGAGGAGGAAGACCUUGCCACAUCCAGGCAGUGGAUCCUGGAGGACCUGCUGCUGCUGCAGGGAUGAAGGUCUGCCAGUUUGUUUUCUCAGUCAAUGGGAUGUGUGGUUUGCACCUGGACUAUCAGACCAUCAGCAGCCUCAUCAUGACAGGGCCACGAACUCUGGUCAUGGAAGUCAUGGAAGCCAUUGAAUGAGCAAAGGAGUUUUUUUUUCCACCACUGCUGGAAAAAGCAGGACACAGCCCAAAGUGAGGAUGGGACCGUGGGGAGG
Messenger RNA from Calypte anna (Anna's hummingbird), 1306 nucleotides. RefSeq names its product DEP domain-containing mTOR-interacting protein. The record is from RefSeq and is a predicted model, not a curated record. Gene Ontology annotation, biological process: intracellular signal transduction; negative regulation of TOR signaling. The transcript is spliced from 9 exons. Gene Ontology annotation, molecular function: protein binding. The coding region runs from base 40 to 1230 and encodes 396 amino acids. NCBI's taxonomy places the organism in Eukaryota, Metazoa, Chordata, Aves, Apodiformes, Trochilidae.